CAACCGAAACAGGAUUUAUGUAUACAAGUUAAGUCAAGCUCAUGUCCCUCGGUUUCACUCAAUCACACAAGAUUUUUUUUGUCGCUUGCCGGGCUCGGCCGGUGCCCAUCGGCCCAAUGUCCCACUGGGCUCCGAAGCUUAACUCCGAUAACCAUCAUGUCAACCCCCGGGGCAACAACACGAGCACCGAUAUUUGAUAGUCUGACGCUCAUCAUCACGACGUCACCAACACCCUCGGCCCCCUCUACUGAGCUUCUAGACGCGGUAUUUCAAUCUAUCCGCCUCUGCUGCAGCGACCUGCUGGCAUGUCGCAUCAUCGUUGUCCUCGACACCUUUGAGCGCGUUGGCGAGGUCGCUAGGUUGAAGAAAGGCCAAGUCACGGAAGAAGGAGCGGCGGCGUAUCUCAGAUACAAGGAGAACGUCAAAGACCUGGUGUUGAGAGUAUAUGAUCAACCCGACAGCAAGGAUGAGUUACUCCAAGAGCAAGGAGAAGCCGAGUAUGGCUACAGCGGCCGAGCGGCAUCCGUCACGACAAACUUUGCAACUUACACGGUGAGCCGGACGAAAGACGGACGGGUUUCCUUCGUGGAGCCAUCGGAGAGGCUGGGGUUCGGGCUAGCUGUGCGGACGGCUCUGAGGAUAACGACGACGCCCUACGUGUGGAUCCAUCAGCACGACUGGACAAUCGUCUACGAUAUCCCUGUGGCGUCGAUCCUGGACGUCAUGGAGGCCAACGACACGGAUGAAGAGGGUCCUGUGAAGUACAUCUGCCUACCAUCGGUCCGGAUGCUGCAGUAUGCCGAGAGCGCCCACGGUGUUCCCGACACGAUUGGCGAUACCGAGAGGCGCUUUCAUAGAGGACACAAUCGGACACCGCGCGAGGACGCAGAUGAAGGAGCAGGGUAUGUGGACUCGAUGGGGCUGUUGGAUGUUCUAUCCCGGUCAAGGAAAGCAGCUAUGCCUUAGACAUCUGGACGGACGACGAUGGAGGGGCGCGGAGGCAGAGAUGAACAUGAAAGAGAUAUAUAGACAGACCCAUAGAGAAAGCAAAAUAAGAGGCGCUGAUUAGACUGAAAUCGAUAGUGAGCGUAUUAAAGCAUGCCGCGAAAAAUAUUUGUG
This is a messenger RNA of Colletotrichum navitas, 1119 nucleotides long. RefSeq names its product alcohol dehydrogenase. The transcript is spliced from 3 exons. The coding region runs from base 157 to 966 and encodes 269 amino acids. The record is from RefSeq and is a predicted model, not a curated record. NCBI's taxonomy places the organism in Eukaryota, Fungi, Ascomycota, Sordariomycetes, Glomerellales, Glomerellaceae.